Larimichthys crocea (large yellow croaker) is the source of this 3645-nucleotide messenger RNA. RefSeq names its product plakophilin-3-like. Lineage: Eukaryota; Metazoa; Chordata; Actinopteri; Sciaenidae. Bases 122 to 2470 code for a protein of 782 amino acids. Gene Ontology annotation, cellular component: adherens junction; cytoplasm; nucleus. Gene Ontology annotation, molecular function: protein binding. The transcript is spliced from 13 exons. Gene Ontology annotation, biological process: cell-cell adhesion. The record is from RefSeq and is a predicted model, not a curated record.
CAUCCAGCCGGACUGAUCCGUCUCACAGCGGACACCCAUCAGAGUCAGUCACCGGACGAGCCGCGCCCUCCUCUUUAUUUCUCUGCCCUGCCACAAGUUUGUUUGUCUCCGGUUUGUCAGGAUGAGCGUCGCGGUGGCGGACGGCUGUUUUCUAUCCGCUCUGCAGCCCAACUCAGCCUUCACGACUUACGUGGUUCCCUCGGACUGUUCGUCUCAGGACCCGGGCGCUAGAGCCAGGAGGGUCCGGGAGCAGGUCCGGUUACGCAUGGCUGAGAAGAAGUCCUCCUCUCUCCCCAGACUGGACGACUCUCUGAUCGGAUCAACAGACUACAGCCUUCCAGAGCCAAGGAGCUUCACCCACACCCAUGGUUUCAGUUCCAGGUCCAUGAUACACACACCCAGCCGCGUCGUAGCUAUGCCGACGGUACCCCUUCAGUCGUCUGGUUAUUCCUCUCACUCUGCCGUGGAAACUACUUCCAGGGUGAGGAGUAAAGCUAGUGUGGUCCAGAACAGCUUCCACACCUCCCAGUCACAAACAAGAAGACGCACUAAGUCAGUGGGUCAGGCAGACGGGGAUCCAUUUGCUGUCACUGUGCCGGUUCCUCCAGAGAGAUCCUUCAUCCCAGUCACUGUGCCUCCUUCCGGCACCCUGAGGCACACCCUCAGCGGGACGCUGGCCCAGGACAGAGGCUACUGGCAGCAUGAGGAGGAGCAGCCACAUCAGUACACCUACAAAGGCCCCUCUCACCGCACCAUCAGCCGUAUAAUCAACCGACAGCAGCACUACCAACAGCAGGGUUCUUCCUUGGGUCAGGAGGGCUGGGUGGGGACAGGUAGGGGGGUCCCCAUGGCAGGGGACGGCUGGGGGACACAGUGGCAGCAGCAUGUGUCCAGGGCCAACCAUUCCAUCGGAACCAUCGGAACGGGGCAGUACCAGUACCAGGCCCCCAUUCACCGGGCUUCCUCACUGCGCAGUGUGAAGAGUGUUGGUAAAGGGGUGGAUGUCAUGGAUGGAGCAUCGAUUCACAGCAACGACCCACUGGAAGAGAUGCAUGCUCUGGAUAUGCCUACAGCUGUGAGAUAUCUGUCUGAGCCAGAUACCGCCUUGCAAGUUUUGGGAGCUGCAUACAUACAACACCAGUGUUACCAUAGCAACCAAGCCAAAAACCAGGUCCGUACUCUGCAUGGCAUUCCAGCUCUGGUUCAGCUUUUCUCCAGUGAUAACCAAGCAGUACAGCGUUACGCCACUGGCGCCACGAGAAAUCUCAUCUACGAAAACGCAGACAACAAGGCGGUGCUGGUAGAUGCUGGAGGAGUGGCGCGUCUGGUCAGCAUCCUGGGCGAACCUGACGAAGAGCUUCGGAAGACCAUCACAGGUGUCCUGUGGAAUCUGUCCUCCAGAGACAACCUGAAGGAGAAGUUGUCCAAAGAAGCUUUAUCAGAGCUGACAGAGAAAGUGCUGAUUCCUCUGUGCAGGAGCAUCCCACUAAGCCCAUCUGAGAGAGACAUCUUCAACAACACCACCGGCUGUCUCAGGAACUUGAGCUCAGUGAAUGAAAGGACGAGGCAGAAGAUGAGAGAUAUGAAAGGCCUGGUGGACUCUCUGGUGUGCUACAUUCAACAAGAGGAGACAGCAGAUGACAAGGGUUUGGAGAAUUCAUUGUGCGUGAUGAGGAAUCUAUCUUACCAGCUGUACACUGAGCUGCCCACCUCGGUCCAAAUCCGUCUGGAGGGCCGAACAAGAGCCUCUGCCCCCAAAGACAGCGAGGCCAUCGGCUGCUUUACUAUGUACAACAGAAAGGAUACUGAUCGUAACCAGAAUCUGUCCAUACUGUCUGAGGUGUCCCGACAGCCUAACGGGUCUGAGUGGCUGUGGCACCCUAAGGUGGUGGGGCUGUACAAGCUUGUUCUGCAGCAGAGCGACGGCAGCACCACCACCCGCGAGGCUGCCAUAGGAGCCCUGCAAAAUAUCACUGCAGGAGAGGGCAGGUGGGCAUCAGUGUUGAGUGGCGUGGUGGUCGACCAGGAGAGGAUGCUGCCCAUCUUGCUGGAUCUGUUAGACACUGACAGUGACAUGGAGCUGAAGCCUCUGACCGGCCUGCUGAGAAAUCUGGCCAGACACUGCUCCAACAAAGACUACAUGGCUAAGAACAUGGUGAAUGUUCUGGUGUCCAAACUGCCCAGUGAUGGCCUUCAGAAAUCACCCUCCACUGAAGUGGUGGUCAACAUCUGCGGAGCCCUCAAUCACCUGGUCACCUGCAGUUCCUUGGCAGCCCGUGACAUCUCAUACUUAAAUGGCAUAUCGAAACUGGUGGGCAUCAAGACAUCCCAUGAUAACAGCAGUGGGAGUUUAAAAGCUGCCAGAGCGGCCUCAACUGUCCUCUGCAACAUGUUCCAGUACAACAAACUGCACAGAGACUACAAACAGAAAGGAUUUUGCAGAAGAGACUUCACGGAUCUUACCAUCUAGGCUGCAGCGUGUCGCAUGAUUCAGUGUGAGCUUUGGAUAUCAGGAUCAAGGCUGAUGUGAGAAAAAGAUGACCAGAGGGGAUUAAAUGAGCAGAUUAUCAAACUGUGAUGGACCUAUGGUAAAGGAGCCAAUUCAACAAUGAUCUGUUUGUUCCCUGGUUGUGUUUAACUUGGCUUAGCUUGUAGCAGAUAGGCUGUGAUGACGGGAACUUAACAGUAUCCACACAGAGUGGACUUCACCCUUAAAACUACAUGUCAUAUGCAUGUGUGUGUUAGGGUCUGGCUGAUAAGGGUUUUUCUGACACUGACACUGAUUCCAAUUACAUUGGACAAUUUCCACAUUGUGAGGUCAGUUACACGGUGUAUCAAAGUUAAAGCCCUGCAACAAAAUGCUGCAGGAUUACAGACCAAGUGACAUGGUUGGUAUAUUAAUACAACAAUAACAUAUUACUAGCAGGUCUGCCCCCUCAGCACUUCAUAAUAUCACAACUAUACUUCAGAGUUAAUCCUGUGUUUAAAAACAACAACAACUAAUACAUCAGCACUUAAAGGUCCAGUGUGACACAUUGAGGAGGGUCUAUUGGCAGAAAUGGAAUAAAUAUUAAUUCUGUUUCCAUUAGUGUAUAAUUCAUUAAUGUAGAGUUGUUGUGUUUUUGUUACUUUAGAAGUUGAUUUAGCUUUUUAUAUCACUUGAGUCCAUUAUGUUGCACUGCCAUAUUAGCCCAGAACAGACUAAUUAAACACUGACUCUAGAGAGGUUUACAAAAUUUCACAGCCACUGUAGUUUCUCCUCCACUCCUGGAAGAAGAAAGUGAGGCGAGCAUUAUUCAAUUAGUUGCAAUCUGCAACCUCACCACUACUAGGCACAAAGUCCUGCACACUGGACCUCUCCAUGCAGUGGAGAAACGUAGGAGAUGUGUAUGCAUGGAAAUAAAGAGCUGUAUACUCUUUUCUGUCAGGUGCAAAUAGCUCUUACAGUCCACAGUCAUGAUGAUCAACACAAGUCCAUUCGGAGCGCUGAGAGAAUGCCGGGUGUUUAACAAACACCAAACAUGAUAUAUAUGCAUACUAAUGCUUAUAGCCUUAAUUAAGUGCAACUGACUAACUGAAGACGCGUGCUGUUCUGUUUUUUUGAAGAUAUUUUUGUGUGUAGUAAUAAAACUGCAUCAACAGUUA